Messenger RNA from Guillardia theta CCMP2712, 417 nucleotides. RefSeq lists its product as hypothetical. The record is from RefSeq and is a predicted model, not a curated record. Gene Ontology annotation, molecular function: misfolded protein binding; protein-folding chaperone binding. The coding region runs from base 1 to 417 and encodes 138 amino acids. Gene Ontology annotation, cellular component: endoplasmic reticulum. The transcript is spliced from 4 exons. NCBI's taxonomy places the organism in Eukaryota, Cryptophyceae, Pyrenomonadales, Geminigeraceae.
AUGAACCAGUGGGACGACCCCGAGGCGGCCGUUGUUGCCAACAAAGAUCUUUACGAGAUCCUCGGGAUUCCCAAGGAUGCAAGCGACUCGCAGAUCAAGCGCGCCUAUCACAAGCUUGCAAUGGUUCACCAUCCGGACAAGCGAGCGAACAAUCCUGAAGGAUCGGACGACACCUUCAAGCAGAUUGGAUAUGCUUACAAAGUCUUGUCCGACUCGGAGAAGCGAAAGAUCUACGACAUGGGAGGUGCACAGGCGCUGGAGGAAGAGGAGGGGCUAGCAAACAUCAACAUGGACCACUUGCUGCUCAACAUCCUCAUGUGGGAGAGCGGGCAGAAAAUCUGCUUCCUCUGCUUCCUGUUUCUCAUCGUGAUGGAGUGUAUCGUCUUGCCGUUGCUCGCGGCGCUGCAGGUGGCCUGA